UUAAACUUGUUUAUACAUCAAAAUUAAUUAAUUAUUCUGUUUCAUAUCAAUCAAGAUAUGCACUUGCAAUUUUAUAUAAUAAUGAAGGAAUUUGUGAAAUAUUAAGAAUAGCAUGUCAAAUUGAGAAACAUAAUGCUGAGUGUGCAUUUACUUUACAGAAUUUAUGUAAUGAGCUUGAUUCUUUUGAUUGGGAUCAAGAACUCAUAGCUUAUGGUAAAAAAACCCAAGAACAAAUUGGAUCUAACAGUUUUCAACCUUCAUUUUCUACACUUAUUCCUGAUUUCAAUGAAAAAAACAAAUGUAUUGCAUGUCAUUCAUUUCCAAAGUGUACUGCUAGAGGUCUUUGUCAAAUUAUGUGUAAAUCAGUACUUGAAGGAAUCUUUCAAUUUUCAGAGUUUCAGAAUGGGCAAAAAGAAGCAAUACAAUCGUUUAUCCAAAAUAAAGAUACUUUUGUUCUGAAACAAACGGGAGGUGGCAAAAUAGAUGAUCAAGUAUCUGAAUUAAUCAAAGUAGGAAUAUCUUGUUGUGGUCUCUAUGCAUCAACAGCACAACCAAUACAUUAUCAACAAAAAAUCGAGAACAUUUUAGCUGUACCAAUUUUAUUGUUAACAGCUACAUGUCGAAUUGUUGAUACACAAGAAAUUGCAUUACGUCUUGGAAUAGAUUAUCAGCAAAUGUUAUUGGUUCGGGAUAAUAAUUUUGAAAAAUUCAAUUAUUUUUCAAGUACAAAAAAAAGACAAUUUUUAAAUGAUAUUUUAAAAAUUAUUAAUGAAAUCGAAGUUGGAAAAUCUAAAGAAAAAUCCAAUGCACUUUUAUUGUGGAAAAUGGGAAAGAUUCGAAUAAUUGUUGCAACCAAUGCUUUUGGAAAUUUAGUACAAGAAAGUGGACGUGCAGGUCGUGAUGGAUUACCAGCAAAAGCAAUUGUUUUUUUUAAUAGAAAAGAUAUUAAAACAGUUAUGGGAGUUUAUAUGGAAGGACAAGAAAGGCAUACAGUUGAUAAUCCAAUUUACGUUGACAUUCAAUCAGAUAUGAAAAAAAUGUUAGAAGUUAUAGACGAAAUUACUAAAACUGAAUAUCAAAUUACUAGAAAUAAUAUUAUAGAUGUAUUUAGGCAAUCACAAGCGAAGGAUGUUAAAGAUAAAUUUGAUGAUUUGAUAUUACGUAAAUUAGUUGAAGAUGAUAUCAUAUUGAAUAGGUCUUCAACCGGUCAAACUUAUUCUUGCAGUAUAUUUAUUUUUGGUAUUGUUGAAAAUGCAUUAGAAAAAGCUAACGGGCAAAAUUGA
Molecule: messenger RNA, 1283 nt
Organism: Diversispora eburnea
Lineage: Eukaryota; Fungi; Glomeromycota; Glomeromycetes; Diversisporales; Diversisporaceae
Source: the annotation of a GenBank genome assembly